CCAAGGGAUUGGUUUGUGUUUAAAGGACCUGUUUUAGUGGACUCAGAGAGAACAAUGUUGAAACAAACAGAUACUCCUGAGACUGUGCGUCUGUCUCACUCCAUCAAUGAUGAAGAGAUAAAGUAUGUGAAGGAGAGGAAGACUCUGAUUAAGAAGUGGCUGAAAGGUCAGGGUAUCGACUGUGAACUGGAGGAUGUUCCUAACAUAGCGUUGCUGGGGUCAGGUGGAGGAGAGAGGGCAGCAGUGGGCAUGCUGGGAUCUCUGCAUCAGCUGGGACAGGACAACCUGCUGGGCAGCCUCCUCUAUAUGUGUGGGGUGUCAGGCACCACCUGGUGCAUGUCAUCCCUGUACAGCGAUCCAGAUUGGUCAUUGAAUAAGCGUUGUGAUGAGGUGAUAAAGAAGCUGAAGGGUCCUACAGUGGACUUGAGCAAGAUUGUGGAGUGGCUGAAAUCGAGGAAAGGACUAAACCAGGAAUUCAACCUCACUGACUUCUGGGGUGCCUUCACUGCCUCCUAUUACAUGAAAGAGAUGAACACUCGCUGUCUCUCUGAAGAAGCUCACAGGAACAGCAACAACCCCUACCCCAUCUACAGCGCCAUAGAACUGGAGCACAACAAACUGGACUGCACUAAAGGGGUAUGGUUUGAGAUGACCCCCCAUGAGAGUGGCUUCUCCGGAUUGGGAGCUUUCGUCCCAACUUCCUGUCUUGGGAGCCAGUUUGAUGGCGGGACUCUGAGAGAGAAGAGGAAGGAAAUGGACAUGGUUCUGCUGCAAGGUAUCUGUGGGAGUGCCAUUGCAGAUGGGCAGAGGAACAAUGCGGAGGUAGUACAAAUUAUCUGGGACUUACUGGGAGACGAUAAAACAUCCAUCAGACAAUGUUAG
Molecule: messenger RNA, 882 nt
Organism: Oncorhynchus tshawytscha (Chinook salmon)
Lineage: Eukaryota; Metazoa; Chordata; Actinopteri; Salmoniformes; Salmonidae
Product: cytosolic phospholipase A2 zeta-like
Exons: 8
Coding region: 55-882 (275 amino acids)
Biological process (GO): glycerophospholipid catabolic process
Cellular component (GO): nuclear envelope; cytosol; nucleoplasm
Molecular function (GO): calcium-dependent phospholipid binding; calcium ion binding
Source: RefSeq, a predicted model, not a curated record